Rhopalosiphum maidis (corn leaf aphid) is the source of this 3932-nucleotide messenger RNA. RefSeq names its product RNA polymerase I subunit F (gene Polr1F). The record is from RefSeq and is a predicted model, not a curated record. Lineage: Eukaryota; Metazoa; Arthropoda; Insecta; Hemiptera; Aphididae. The annotation marks the transcript as partial. The transcript has 4 exons.
ACAUUUGAAUGUAAUAUUAUAUUCUGUGAUGAUUGGUAAUAAAUGUGAAUUUUAUUUGUAUAAUAAAAUAAUAAUAUCCAGUUUUUAUUGAUGAUUUUAACUAUUACUAUUUAGACGCUUAUAUAUUAUUUUUAAUCGUAAUUACAUGCGUUCAAGUAAAUCCACUGAUAACAUACUUAGGUGUAGUACUGAGCGGCCAUACGAGUAGUACUUGUUAAUGUUAUGUGUGAUGUAGCCGUUUGAAGCUGUAUACUGUAAAUUUUAGAAUGUCGUUUUAGAGUUGUUUAAAAAUGAUGGAUCCCAAUAAUUUACCUCACCAUGUGUAUCUACACAAAGACCACAAAUACAAAUUGAAACUUGGUUUUCAUGCAGCACCUAGCAAUCCAAAAGCGUUUUCAAAGGCUAUUAGAGAUGAACUUCAAAAUUUAAAGUUUACAUACUGUUCUGAUUUAAAUGGACUGAUUAUGGGAUUUGGUAAAAUAAGUUCAAAUGAACUUAUUCCAGCUGAUAUCCGACAUUGUAUCAGUGUAGUUGUCAAUGUUGAUGUUUAUAUAUUCAGACCUCCAGUUGGAUCUAUAAUUGAAGCUAUAGUAAACCAAACUAGUGAUAAUCAUGUCAGUUGUUUAGUACACAAUUUGUUCAACGUUUCAAUAGUACGACCUGAAAAUGAACCGUAUGACCAGUGGUCAGGAUCUAAAAUUAAAAAGGAUGAUAAGAUUGAUGUUAAAGUUUUAUCUUUUGAUCUCACAAAAAAACUUCCUCAUAUUACAGGAGAAAUAAUUAAAAAGAAGGAUGAAUGUCACAGCCUUAUAAAUACACAAGACAGUUCUCCUAAAUCUUCAUUCUCAAAAAAUGUUGUAAGUGAUUUUACUAAAUCUUUUAAUAAGAAUACUGUAAGUCCUUCAAAAUCUUCAUUAAGUGAUUCUGAAUCUUCAACUGAUAUAAACAAUAUAAGUAUGCCUAAAAUACGUGCUGAUGAAUCUACCAAAACAUCACCAUUAUCAAUUAAUACCACUAUUAAACAUGCAGAAAAGGUAGAUCUUACAGUUAGUCCUUUAAUUUCCUCAAAACUUUCAUCAAGUGAUUCUGAGUCUUCAGUUGAAAUGAACAAUAUGAUAACUAGUUCUAAAUUAUGUGAUAAUAAAUCUACUAACAAAUCACCUGUAACCACCAAUACUGUUAUACAACAUAAGGAUACUGCUGAUAGUUCUUCAGAAUUUUCAGAAAGUGAUUCUGAAUUUUCUUCUAAAAUGAAAGCUAUGUUAUCCAGUAUCAAAGAAGGCCAUACAAAUAAAUCUUCUAGAACAUCAUCCAGUAUUCGCAACAGCAUUAACAAUAAUAAUCACAUUGAAAGUCCAUUAUUUAGUUCUACUCCUAUUUCAAAUUCUGAACAUUCAGUAAAUAGCAUCAAUUUAAUUAGAAAUAAGCAAUUAGAACAAUUAAAAAAACAUUUGGCUAAAAAAAGUAUUGAAAAAAAAAAGUCAUUGGCUUCCGUUAAAUUACCUAAUCCGUUAGCUAAAAAUAAACAUUCUCAAUCUUUAAACAUUUUAGAAAAUAGUAAAAAUAACUAUAACAAUGAUAAUCAACUUAAAAUAAUUGCUGAUUCCGUUAAUAAUAAUGAAAAUUCAGAUGAUGCUAAUAAAAUAAAUCAUAAUAAUAGCCAUCAAAGUAAUUCUAGUAUAAGUGACAGUGAACUUGGACAAAAAAACAUCUUGGUUAAUAAUUCAUUUUCAAACAAACCUGGAAAAUCUAAAAAAACAACUAAAAAACAUCAAAAAUCAAAUGAAAUAGUAAAUGCAAUUUUGAAUUCAAUUAGUACAAAUAAGAUGAAACCUAAUGCUUAUAUUACCAAACAUUUGGUUAAUUCUAAUAAUGAAUGUAGUAAAGACAAUCAAGAAGAAAACACAGUGUAUACUCAACAUGAAUAUAAUUUAGAUAAAGAAAUGCUUAAUGAUUGCAAAAAUUCAAAUGAACAAGCAGUUAAAAAUUCGUUGAAGUUAAGUUUGAGUACUAAAAAUAUUAAAAAAAAAGAUACUCCUCAAAAGAAAGAUACAGAUGAUUGUAAAAACCAAAUUAAAAGUGAAAAAUUUAAAGAAAGUUUGAAACCAACAUUAUCAAUGAUAUCCGAUUCAGAUAGUAACUGUAGUAGAGAUCAUAAAUUAUCUAUAAAAGAUUUUAGCCAUACAAUUGAUGUUAAUGAAAAAAUUGAAAAUGAAACAAGUAGCUCUGAUGAUGAAAUUUAUUCAAAACUUAAACAAAAUAUAUCAAAAACACAAAUAAAUACAAGCCAUUUGAACGAAAAACCUAAAAGUCAAUCACUUCUUUAUAAUCAAAUAAAUUAUAGUACGGAUGAAAGUGAUUCGUCUGCUAAACUUUUUUGUAACACAUCUAAGUUAUCUUCAAAGUCAAUUAAAUCAAAUAAAACAACACAUAACUCUAUUAAUAUAUCAGAAACCGAUAGCUGUAACAAAAGUUAUAAUAAUUUAUUAUCAAAUGAAAAAACAUUUAAAAAAUGUAAAAAAAAAAAAAAAGUUAAUGAAACAUCUGUACUUCCUCAAUUGUCCAAUGAAAUUGUUAAUAAAAUGGAUAUUAUUAAACAUAUUUUAGAAAAAGAUUCUAGUAGUGAUAAUGAAGUUACAGAUCUUAAAAACAAAACUAGUGAUGAGAAACAACAAGUUAAUGAAAAAAAUUCUAGAAAAAAACCAAUUAAAAAUGUAUCAAAACCAAAUAAAAAUAAUGGAGAAUUAAAUACAGACAUUUCAAACCCAUUUUUAAAAGUAUAUACUACAAAUGUGACAAGCUCAAGUUCUGAUGAUGAAACAUUUGAUGUAAAUUUAAAGAAAUCAAAAGUCAAAUCAUCUGGGAAAAAAAAUGUUAUUCCAUUAGUAAAUGAAGAAAAGAAAAAAAAUAUUUUAAUAAAUCAAGUAUUGACUUCUUUAAAACGUAAUAAUAAAAAACAAAAGUUAUCUGUUUCGCAGACUAACUUAAAUGCAUCUGAAAUUAAUGACACAAUAACAAAAGAUAAACCUUUACUUAAUACUAAAAAUAAAAAAGAUGUUUUAAAAAAUAUAAAAAUUUCUAUUGGAAAACAAAAACCUUAUGUGUCGAAUUUAAAUGUACACCAAAAACAUAAUUUGUCACAAUUAAAUACACAGCCUUCUGAUGAUGACAAUACUAAUGAUGAGAAAGAUGUUAUAAAAAAAAUCUUGAAAAAACGAAAACUUAAGAAAACUAAAAAAGCUGAUAUACUAGAACAAACUAUGAAAAUUAAUAUUCCAACAGAAUUAAAUAAACAGAAAGAAAUCAAAAAAAAUUUGCAUAUAAGAUCAAAAUCUCCAAAAAAUUCAAUUACAAAUGAAGAAAAGUGUGAUAAAAUAAAAAAUAAGAAGAAAAAAAGAAAAAAUAAGGAUUUUCUCUUAAACAGUAUAAUAAGUGCUUUAGAUGAUUCUUUAAGUGAUCAUCCUCCUUCAAAAAAGAAAAAAAAAGUUCAUGCUUUGGCUGUUGAAUCAUAUGAUUCUAAGGAUAAAAAUUCUGAUGGUAAUUUAUCAGAGGUUAAGAUAAAGAAAAAGAAAAAAUCCAAACAUAAAGAAGAUGUUAACUUAAGUGAUUUAACUGUGAAAGAUAAAAAAAAAAAAAAAUGUGAUUCAUUAUUAGAAUCUGUGUCAAAAAAUAUUCAAGAAAAUGAAGAUGACAAUACAUCUGUAAAAGUAACCAAAAAAAAAAAAGUUAAAAGUAAUCCUGUUUGCUAUGAAACUCAAAGCAUUACUACUAACAAACAGAGUAAAAUAAAUGAUAAACUGGAAGAUAAAAAAGUAAAAAAUACUGGAUCAAGUAAGAAAAAAACUAAAAAACUUUUGGAAAGUCAAAUAAAAAAUUUUAUAUUAACUCAAGAUAAUACACAUUUAGAUAAUUUAUAUAAUUUGCUAAGUUCA